Messenger RNA from Drosophila ficusphila, 3972 nucleotides. RefSeq lists its product as uncharacterized. The transcript has 4 exons. Gene Ontology annotation, cellular component: apical cortex. Gene Ontology annotation, biological process: regulation of asymmetric cell division; asymmetric cell division; establishment of mitotic spindle orientation. Bases 360 to 2969 code for a protein of 869 amino acids. The record is from RefSeq and is a predicted model, not a curated record. Gene Ontology annotation, molecular function: cytoskeletal adaptor activity. Lineage: Eukaryota; Metazoa; Arthropoda; Insecta; Diptera; Drosophilidae.
UCGAUUCCCAGCACUCGAAGAACGCAGACGCAACCGCAACUGCUGAGAUCGUCGCGAGUUAUUUUUGUUUCGUACUCGUUCUGCCCGUUUUUGUUUCGUUCGGUUUAAAGUGUUUAUUAGGUGUCGCGUUGUGUUUACCGUUGUGCAGUGUUAAACUAUUUACGCUUUGUCUUGUGGGUGCACCACCCCGUCAACCCAUACACCCACUCACCCACUUCACUUGUCAAGUUUUGUGGUGACCAAAAAUAAUCAAAUGACACGUGCUUGAAAUAUAAAUUUUACUAUCCGUCAGUGGCCAAACAACAAUAACAGAAGCCAAACUUGGGAUUACCUCGGCAUUGUUUAUACAAGAGAACGGCAUGUCCUUCCAGCGCAGCUACAGCAGAGUCUGGUGGGGAUCCGAGCAGGGCUCCUCCCUCACCAGUGGCGGUUUCUAUUCGAGCUUCAGCAGUGGGGGCAGCAACUUCGCCCAGCGCCAGCAGCCCUCCUCCCUCGGCCCCCUCGGCAACCUGUCCUGCAUCCAGGAGGUGGAGGACGAGCAGAAUGGCUCCAAGUUAUCCUGGCACAAACACGAUAGUCCCGGCAGUCUGCGCAGCCAGGACUCGGGCUUUUCGGAUAAUGAGGAAUCGCAUCAGUUGCAGCAUAAUCAGCAUGAGGCAUCUCCGCAAUCCCCCAAAUCGGACAAGCAGCAAACCCCCGCAGCCACGCCCACCUCUGUACACUCGGUGGCCACGCCCCCAACGGUGGUGCGCCGUGUGGGCAACUCAUCGUUUUACUCACCGCUGAUUAGUGUUACGCGACGAAUUUCCUUCACCAGUGGCCAGAUAACUCCGAAGGCGAAAUCGGGAGAUGCAGAUGAGGAUGCAGUGGACGCGGAGCUGGAGGCCUCCAGGAGUCGCCUGUUCGAGCAGCUGGACAGCAUGAAACUGGACGACGAGGCGCCAGCUGGGGAGGAGGAGGAUAUCACACCACCACGUCCGGCAAUAAGACGCCGCCGGCGUUUGAUGCGCAAACCGAAACCGGAACCGGAAGAGGCUUCGGCCAGCGAGGAGGAAGUGGUAACAGCAGCACCACCACCACCACCCCCAUACAACAAUGAAACUGUUUACUUGGGAGAGGCGCCACCGCCGUACAACAACGAAACGGUGACCUUCGGCACCAGCGAGCAGGACGAAACCCUCCAGUUGCAACCUUCUCCCUUGAGAGUUAGGGCUUUGAGGUUCACGGCCAGCACGAGCACCCCGAAAAGUGGCUCAAAGAUAGCGAAAAAGGGUAAGAAGCACCCGGAACCGGUGGCCAGCUGGAUGGCGGAGCAGCGGUGGGCCGGCGAACCGGAAGUGAUGUGCACCCUGCAGCACAAGUCAAUUGCCCAGGAGGCGUACAAAAACUACACGAUCACCACGAGUGCGGUUUGCAAGUUGGUGAGGCAGUUGCAACAGCAGGCCCUGUCACUUCAGCAGCAUUUCGAGCGGAGCGAGCGGGUUCUCAGCGGACUGCAGGCCAGUUCUCUGCCGGAAGCCCUCGCCGGAGCCACUCAGUUGCUCUCCCACCUGGAUGACUUCACCUGCACGCUGGAGCGUCGCGGGAUCUUCUUCAACGAUGCCAGAAUAGAAAGGAGGCGGUAUGAGCAGCACUUGGAGCAAAUCCGCACGGUUAGCAAGGACACCAGGUACUCGCUGGAGCGGCAGCACUACAUCAAUCUCGAAUCCCUGCUGGACGAUGUGCAGCUGCUCAAGAGACACACUCUGAUCACACUGAGGUUGAUCUUCGAGCGAUUGGUUCGCGUUUUGGUGGUCAGCAUCGAGCAGAGUCAGUGUGAUCUUCUGCUAAGAGCCAACAUCAACAUGGUGGCUACUUUGAUGAACAUUGACUACGAUGGAUUUGCCUCGCUUUCCGAUGCCUUCAUCCAAAAUGAGGCAGUAAGGACUUUGUUGGUGGUGGUGUUGGACCACAAACAGAGUUCCGUGAGAGCGUUGGCACUGCGGGCUUUGGCCACUUUGUGCUGUGCCCCGCAGGCCAUUAAUCAGUUGGGCAGCUGUGGAGGCAUCGAGAUUGUGAGGGACAUCCUGCAGGUGGAGUCCGCCGGCGAGAGAGGAGCCAUCGAGCGGAGGGAGGCCGUGUCCCUGCUGGCGCAGAUCACUGCCGCGUGGCACGGCCCCGAGCACCGAGUGCCCGGCUUGAGGGAUUGCUCCGAGAGUCUGGUGGCCGGACUGGCGGCCCUUUUGCAACCGGAGUGCUGUACACAAACGCUGCUCCUCUGCGCCGCCGCCUUGAAUAAUUUGAGCCGCAUGGAGGCCACUUCGCACUACUCCAUCAUGUCCAACGAGGCCAUCUUCCGACUGAUCGACACCCUGGAGCACCAGACCUGCGGCACCAGUGUCUUCCUCUAUGAGCAGAUCGUUGGGAUGCUGCACAACAUGUCGCUGAACAAGAAGUGCCACAGCCACUUGGCCAACGGCAUCAUCAUAAAUUUCAUCACGUCCGUGUACCAAACGGAAUUCUACAAGACCUACGGCUCACGUGCGGAGUGCGAUGCCCAGCGGCGGAGCAUCAAGACCAUCCUGCACACGUUGACGCGGCUGGCCAGCGAUUCGCCCACCCUCGGAGCGGAGCUCCUGGAGCAGUGGCAUCUGCCGGAUCUGCUGCGUCAGUCGCUGGCCCUCAAGCCCUCGAAUCACCAACAGCAGCAGCAGCAGCAGUAUCAGAAUCAGGAGCAGCAGCACCUGGACAGCAGUUAUGGCGGAGACAUCUCCCAGUUGGCGCGACAACUGCUCGGCGGCGUUUAUCGGCAGGAGCAGCAGCUGCUGGCCACUCCAACGCAGGCUGGAUCCUUCUCCAGCGGUCACCAGACGCCCGAGGCACAGACCCAGACCAAUUCCAGUGGCGUCUCGAACUCCAGCAGCAGAACCAAGGCCACGUCGUCGUCGCAUCUCAAAUUCAAUUUAACACGUCAGGAGAGUUUCGUCUAGUUUUCACCACCUGAGAAGAGGAUUCGGAAAGAAGGAGUUUUUCCGCAUCUCCACAUGAACUGCAGAGAGAAAAAUAUGUCAAAGUUGACUUAGAAUGUGUACAAAUCUGUUUGCUGAUAAUAUGUUAAAGAAAUUAAUGUCCCAAAAAAGUUAAUUUAUUGAUACAAUUAUUGUUGGAAUAUCACAAUUUGUAAUUUAUGUAAAUUUAGAAACCUCUUUUGAAGUAAUUUAAAAUGUAUCAGGAUUAUCUUAAAUUUUUCCAUUUUGGCAACCAUAUAUUGCUCAUAUUUUCUCUCUGUGUGGACACGUUCUGCGAACGGACACAAGCCGGAAGCUCAGACGUGCGUCAAGUGUUAUUACUUUGUCUAGAAUGUUGCGUGACCCGUUUGGACUCGCUCUCCCUCUCGUUUCGACCUUAUCCUUGCUGCCUGCUGGAUGUAAACGAAGUAAUUUUUAUAUUUCCACUCAGGCAAACAAAACAAACGGAGAGGCGGAGCGAGGAGCCGAAUAAACAGAAAUACAAUUUUUCGUUCAACUUGCUUUUGCUGUCGCCGAGGAAACUUUUGGUAUUUUUGUGUGCUUAUAACAAAAAUGCUCUUAAAGUGCUUUCUCUCUCUCGGUAGCCAGAUUUAUUUUAUAUUUUAUUCAAUGCAAAUGCAACUUUGACAUUUUGCAUUCUCUCGUUGUAAAUAUUUUCACGAAAAUCCUUAACCUAACCCCAUACGGCUGGCAACUUUAAAACCAAAAACAUGGAAAAUUCCUUAGCUGUAGGAGAAAUGUCCUUUGUGCCAAAUGAAACGAGAAAGAAAUGCAAGCAAUUUUUUUGUAUUGUACUUAAAGCAAUUGUAUUGCAUAACAUUGUAUUAUAUAUGUAUGAAAAUAUUUACGCUUUCAACUAUUGUUUGAGACUACGGUUAAGUUAUUCGUUAGGCUAUCAAUUACACAUUGCUUACAUUGCAAUUAUGUCGCUAAAAUAAAACAUAAAAAUAUACGUUUACACAAA